Caenorhabditis angaria is the source of this 690-nucleotide messenger RNA. The record is from the annotation of a GenBank genome assembly. NCBI's taxonomy places the organism in Eukaryota, Metazoa, Nematoda, Chromadorea, Rhabditida, Rhabditidae.
AUGUUAUUCGUUCUACUAAUCGGCCUUCAAAGAAUUAUAAUUAUAAUGAAGUUUGAGAAACUUGAAAAAUAUGUUCAAGGAAAAUACUUGAAUAGAAUUCUUAUAUUAAUUAUAGUUUGGAUAAUUGCAUCAAGUUAUUACACAUCAGAUUCUUCUGCUUUCGAUCGCAUAAGUGAUACAAAUUGUGUAAUUUAUGAGAUGUUAACAGAUAAUUUUACGUCUCAAAAAACAAACAUUUCAGAAGGAGAGGUGAGCUUUUUCAAGAAAAUCAUUCGAAAUGUCAUACACUUUCAGACCGUAAUAUUUUAUAUGUCAGCUUAUUUUGAUAUGCUAAUCCCCGUCAUUUCUCUUGCAAUACAUAUUAUAUUACUUUAUGCUAUACACAAAAACCGUCACAUUCUAUCAGAAACUCGACGCAAAUCAGAGCUCGCUAUAAUCUACCAGAAUUUACCACUUUUCUUAUAUUUUAUCGUUCGAAUCAUUGGAAUCAUUUUAUUUUUUCUCAUCCAAACAUCCGAUCCAUAUAACGAAUAUAUCAUGCAAUCAUUAAUUUGUCGAAAAUCAAGCAAAUUCGGUUUAUUUCCGAUUACAUACACUGUUGCAAAUUGGAAAAGACUUCGAAAAAUGCUCGUGUGUAAAUGUUGGAAAAAUCGAGUUCAUGUGGUCGAUUUAGCAUCAACUGUCAGCUAA